This is a messenger RNA of Oncorhynchus tshawytscha (Chinook salmon), 2165 nucleotides long. RefSeq lists its product as uncharacterized. The coding region runs from base 408 to 1745 and encodes 445 amino acids. The transcript has 6 exons. NCBI's taxonomy places the organism in Eukaryota, Metazoa, Chordata, Actinopteri, Salmoniformes, Salmonidae. The record is from RefSeq and is a predicted model, not a curated record.
AUCAGCAGCUAACUGACACAUGGUGUUGCUAUCACUUUGGCUUUGUCAUGACUUGUUUCUGUCAUACCUGAGUUUGAUGGUGUUUGGUGGGAGGAGUUGUGGUCUCAGGUGAGAGGGAGUCAUAGUUCCCAGACUCAGACCACAGAGAUAUGCCAGGGAACAGCCGUGCCCACACAGCCCUCCACAUGCAUACAGCAUCACCGCUGUGACAGGAUGGAUGAUAGAUGACGAGGCAUGUCAUGAGGAUAUAGGCGGAACUUCAGGGAUGUUUUAAAUUCUAUCUCACAAACUCACUUCAGACUGUGUGGGCUUCUCUAAGCCAGAUACUUUUCUUUGUCCUCCUCGUGCUGCUACCAUUUUGGGGAGAAGAAGAGUGAAAAGGAGAGGACAAGUUUUGGGUUUUUGUGAUGAAUUUGUACAUGAGCUUUAGCAAUCUUCUGGAGAUCUGGGUGACUGAGGGUAGACCCCCCAACAUCAUCUCAGACCCCCAGGAAGGGGUAGCUUUGGAGGGCCAGUGGGAAGGGGGUGACUCUGGAGAUCCCCUCACCCUUUCAGGGACUACUUCCAUGUCUAAAUCUGACGUGGGUACAGAGGAUUCUGGGGUGGAGAUAACCAGCUCUGAGGCUUCUCUCCCUUCCUCCUCUUCGUCUGUGUCCAUGUGUAAUACAGCUAUUGAUCCUGUCUCAACUUCAAUCAGGGAGGAGGAUGGACUCCCCUCUACCUCUCCUCCAUGCUCUCCUGUCCUCUCUCCGCCAUCCUUCUGCUCCUCUUCCUCCCUGUCGCUCUGCCUUAGGACCAGGGCUCAGGGGCACAGGGAGCUUGCUGUGGUCAUGCACCGAAAAGUGGAGCAGGCACUGCGGAGGACAGACACAAGUGGCAGGCGGCAGGUCCUGAGGCAUGGAGGCAGAGACGCCGUGUCACGACGGCAGUGUCACAUGGCUUCACUACCCUCAACGCACUCAGUGACCCAUAACCAGAGGGCAGGUCACAGGUCAGGGAGUGCUGGUCUGAGGAGGACAGUCAGUCUGUCAGUUGUGGAUGAACAGGCCUCAACAGAGCUGCUGCAGCACAGAGGAGGCCUCUCCCCACAGCACAACGCUCUGCCUCCUCAGACAGAGACAGAGAUCUGGAAGAAUGAUGUGUGUGAGAGAGCGUAUGAGGGGCUCACCCCAGGGCUGGGGUACCUGGAGCAUGUGUGCCGGAUGCUGGAGGAGAUUGCUAGGCUACAGAUGCAUAACCAGAGGUUACAGGUGGAGAUGGAGGCUCUCCGGGAGCAGCAGGAGAGCAGGAAUUCACAACACAGUCAGUGUGACUGCAAGGCUGCUGAGGAUGGUGGCCGCUCUGCCAAUGAAAGACGACUUAAUGCUAAAGAUUAUGUUGAGGACUUACCCUGCCAAUCAUUUAAAAAUAAUUGUAACGUGCAUCAGCAUUUUCGACGGAGGUCAGCAUCGGACACAAGACUCAUGAUGGGAUAUCUGAGGAAGUUGAAGGAAGAGUCUGGACGGUGGUACCUGAGUAUAGAGGACCUGCUUGAACAGCCCAAGGAUGACAAAAAGCAGGAGAAAGAAGAGGUAGGAAAGAAAGAGCAGGGAAGUAGGAUUAAGACCUGGAAACUGAAGAUUGGCUCUCUGAGGAGGGAGGAGACCACAGAGAAAACCAGCAAACCGAUUCAUUCAUCCGUGGAGAAGGUGAGCGGGCGUCGGUUGAGACAGCUUUUCAAGAGAAGGAAAACUGUGCCAGAAUGAGAAGAGCAGAAUAUUCCAACAUUACAGUCAUUGGUUCUUAGUAACAUUCCUCUGUUAAGACUUGGAGAAUGAGGACACAUACUGUAACACUUUUUCCACAAAGCUGUGGAUUCACAGGACGCCAAUCUAUUUAGUCAUCUCAAUAUAUGGAUAUUGGUGUUUGUCUGCUGCUACAUGUAUAGUUAUUUAUACUCAGGUAGCAUACAUAUUUUUAUAUUGCAAGUUUAUACAGCCAAUAACCAAUGUGUUUUUAUGUUUCGUUGAUGUCCAAGUACAUUAGCUAUAGGAUAUGAUCAUAUAAUGUUUUAAAAUAAGUAAAGCCAGUGCAAUGUAUAUAUAUUUCAUCACUUGUCCAUGUCUGUCUGUAUCCCCACGUCUGCAACAGGAUAUUUAUUUUUCACUUUUGCUUUAUACAGUCUU